AUGUGGUCAAUAUUUCGUUAUUAUCUAUAUAUUUUAUUUUAUUUUUUAACUUUCUACAUAAUAAUUCAUACAAGAUCAAUAAAUGAAAACAAUACUAUUGAAUUAAUUGCUAAUAAUCAAGAACUUUUAAUAAAAUUUACAAAAUAUCGUCAUCGUUUUGAACAUUCAAUAAAUUUGAAAAAAAUUCAUUGGAUAUUUAAACAUCGAUAUAAUAAAACUUAUUGUGAAUUUUGUAAUUUAGUUGUACCAGUAGUUCGAUUACUUAUUGAAGCAAAUCAAACUAUACAUAUAGAAAAUGUUGUUAAUGGAUUUUGUAAAGAAUUUAAAUUAAUUGAUAUCAAUGUUUGUAUUGGUGCUGUUCAUGAAUAUAAAGAUGCAGUAAUUGAAUAUUUAAUUGUUAUGAACGAUUUGAUUACCCUAUAUUAA
Messenger RNA from Rotaria sordida, 426 nucleotides. The record is from the annotation of a GenBank genome assembly. NCBI's taxonomy places the organism in Eukaryota, Metazoa, Rotifera, Eurotatoria, Philodinida, Philodinidae.